This is a messenger RNA of Perca flavescens (yellow perch), 586 nucleotides long. It is a transcript of the gene rpl22, whose product is annotated as ribosomal protein L22. Gene Ontology annotation, cellular component: ribosome. The record is from RefSeq and is a predicted model, not a curated record. Bases 96 to 488 code for a protein of 130 amino acids. NCBI's taxonomy places the organism in Eukaryota, Metazoa, Chordata, Actinopteri, Perciformes, Percidae. Gene Ontology annotation, molecular function: structural constituent of ribosome; RNA binding. The transcript is spliced from 4 exons. Gene Ontology annotation, biological process: cytoplasmic translation.
UCAAUUCCAGAUAAAUCGAUGCGAUCGAUUUGGCGGCCGGGUAUUAUAGUGCCUGCGCAGCCUUUUCUCCUUCCUUUUUGCUGAAUGUGCCAGCCAUGGCCCCGAUUAAAAAGCAGGUGGUCAGGAAGCAGGGUGGGAAGAGGAAGAAGCAGAUCUUAAAGUUCACCCUGGACUGCACUCACCCUGUGGAGGAUGGCAUCAUGGAUGCUGCCAAUUUUGAGCAGUUCCUGCAGGAGCGCAUCAAGGUGAACGGCAAAGCUGGAAGCCUUGGCGGAGGUGUGGUGUCCAUUGAAAGGAGCAAGAGUAAAAUUGCCGUGAACUCUGAAGUUCCCUUCUCAAAGAGGUACUUGAAGUAUCUUACCAAGAAGUAUCUGAAGAAGAACAACCUCAGAGACUGGCUGCGGGUUGUGGCCAACACCAAGGAGAGCUAUGAGCUGCGCUACUUCCAGAUCAACCAGGACGAGGAGGAAGAGGAGGAUGAAGAUUAAACUUCACACCAUUUCAAUAAAAUUUCAAAGUAGAAAAAAAAAAUCUGUUGUCUUUUAUUUUAAUAGAUUUUUUUUUUGUUCUCUGGGCAUCACACACA